Hemiscyllium ocellatum (epaulette shark) is the source of this 2899-nucleotide messenger RNA. It is a transcript of the gene dab2, whose product is annotated as DAB adaptor protein 2. The transcript is spliced from 16 exons. Gene Ontology annotation, cellular component: plasma membrane. The record is from RefSeq and is a predicted model, not a curated record. Lineage: Eukaryota; Metazoa; Chordata; Chondrichthyes; Orectolobiformes; Hemiscylliidae. Bases 188 to 2311 code for a protein of 707 amino acids. Gene Ontology annotation, biological process: negative regulation of canonical Wnt signaling pathway; receptor-mediated endocytosis; positive regulation of endocytosis.
GGUAUGGUCAGUUGGACAAGGGUCUGCCUCAUCCACUUGCUCUGCCUCAGUUUCUAUCCUCUGCAGAAGAAACAGGAGCUUUACCAGGAGCAGCUAGUUUUGAGACUUGAGGCUGAACUGACAUGUCUUGAUUGACUCAACCACUUCAGGACACCUUUUUAUCAAAGGUGAAGGAACUUGGAUUUGAAUGCAGAUGGCAGCCAUGUCUGAAACAGCUGAGAUCAACAGUCCCAGCCAAUUGGAGACUUCACCUACAAAGGGAUCAAAGAAGGAUAAAAAGAAAGGAUCAGAGAAGACUGAAGAAUAUCUAUUAGCAAGAUUUAAAGCUGAUGGAGUUCGCUAUAAAGCCAAGAUAAUUGGUGUUGACGAUGUUCCAGAUGCCAGAGGAGAUCAGAUGUGCCAGGAUUCAAUGAUGAAACUGAAGGGUAUAGCAAUAGCUGCCCGUGCACAGGGUCAACACAAGCAGAGGAUUUGGGUCACCAUCUCUCUAUCAGGAAUCAAGCUAAUUGAUGAGAAGACAGGAGUGAUUGAGUAUGAGCAUACAGUCAACAGGAUCUCCUUCAUUGCCAGAGAUGUCACAGAUAACCGAGCAUUUGGAUAUGUCUGUGGUGCAGAAGGACAGCAUCAAUUCUUUGCCAUCAAGACUGCCCAGCAGGCUGAGGCACUAGUUGUGGAUCUGAAGGAUCUCUUUCAAUUGAUCUACAAUCUGAAGAAAAAGGAAGAAGCUGAGAAUCAGUCUAAGGAGGGCCAACCCACAGAGAAUGGGAGUCCACUGCUGAACUUUGAUGACCAGGUAUCUCAAAUUAAAAGUGAUAUUGAUCAGAUGCAGCUGUUUGGAGACAUGUCAACACCUCCUGACAUCACUUCCCCAGCAGAAUCAAAUGGCUGUUUGCUAGACUUGUCUUCUCCUGAAAUGGAUCCUUUGAACACCUGCAUGAAAGAUCAUCUCCAGGAAGUGACUCCUGCUUCCUCACUUCACUUCUUCCCUGCACCUGAUCCUAACCCUUUUGGGAAUGACCCCUUUUCUGAACUUAACCAAUCAGCACCACCUAAACCAGUUGAUUCUGUAAAACCUGCUGAUCAGAAAGAUGGAGCUCUCCCCUUCCUAGCCGAUCAGGGUGGAGCCCACCUUGGCCAUGACUCUGACCAGCCCCCUAGCCAGGUUGCCACUGGUGUGAAGGUUGAUGCUCCAUCCUGGGGACUGAAUGGAGCAGUGGGGCAGGACCAAGCUGAAUUGGGUGUCAAAGUGACCACUGACCCCUUUGCUGAGAUCUCAGGGGCCACACCUCCAGCACAGAAUGGGUUAAAACCAGACUCCCUGGGUGCUGCAAACAUCAAGCAAGUGGACUCCCUCCUGAUGCAGAACUUUGAUGCAGUGACCUUGUCCCCUCCACCACAAAAUGUAAAAGGAGCCCGAGGCAGGAGGAAUAAUCAGCUGGCCGGUGAGAACUUUGGACCCAGCCCACCUGCUUCCAGUAUUCCACCUUCAGGCCAGAUCCCUCUGGAUCUGUUCAAUGUGCCAAGUUCAUCUCACGUCCACCCAGGUUUAUCUGGACCACCUCCUGCUGGACCUUCUCACCCAACGCCAUGGGGACAGCAGCCUCCAGUUCUUCCUCAGUCUGGCUCCAUGCCCCCAAGACCUAUCCUUGGCCCACAACCUCCCUUUGGACAGCCCAAUGUCUUUGGACAGCCAGCUGCAGCCUGGAGCCAGCCAGCUCCAUUUGGAGCCCCACCUGUACCCUCCACUUGGGGGCAACGUGGCCUAGCCCCACCCAAUGUCUGGGGUCAGCCUGUUCUGCAGACCACUCCUUUUGGCACCAACCCUUUUGCUGCCUCCCUUUCUAUGGUGCCACCCACUGUAGGCCUGGUCCCUUCUGCUGGGACCUCACUGUCCCCACCUCCCCCACCACCAAGACCCAGCCUGCAAGAAUCCUCCAAGCCUCAUUCCAGUGCCUUCACUGCCUUGGACCCACUAGGAGAGAAGGAAGAGAAAAGUGUCAAGGAACUGUUUAAAGACUUCCAGAUCGCCAAGCCCCCAACUAUUCCUGCUCGGAAAAGCGAGCAGCCAACUGUUGCUGGGGUAUCAGGAGCAUUUGGCCAAUAUUUCACCAGCAAAGUAGGUGUUCCCCAGGAAACUGCUGACCAUGAUGACUUUGACAUCAAUCAACUCUCAUCUACAACAAAUGAAGCUCCAGCAGCACCUAGCCAGAGUUCGACACUGAAUCCUUUUAAUGCCAGUGGAGAUUCAGCACCAGCUGUUCCUGUUCCAUCUGACCCAUUUGGAGAUCCCUUUGGAAACCCAUUUGUGUAACAUUCUCUACAUGGUCUGUAUUCCAAAUUUGAUCAUCUGGCUUUGACUACCAGCAGCCUUUGCACACAGAACGGAAGGGUUAAUGAUUGUACCAGGUUUCCAAUAAGUGGGCCUUUGUCUUCAAGGUUUUCUGACUUGCUACAGUGUCAUUGAAUUUUAAUCCUGUGACCAGGAAGCAAAACUCAAAUGUUUCUGUAAAGGCAGCUCUACUGUCUAGUUUCUACAAGCCUGUGAAUCCUUCCCUUGAAGCCAAUGCUUGUGACUGGUGUUUAAGUUUUUUAGGCAGUUUAAUUCUCACUUGUCUUGCUGUUGUAACUGGGUGAUCUUUCAUUUUUGACUCCCAUCCUGGACCGGUCUGGUCACCCUCUUUUAUACACCAGUGCCUUGAUUAGACAGUGUCUAAUCCCUGUUUUGAGGGAUCAGUAUAACAUGAGUAAAGUCUGAUUUCUAAAUGUCAGAUACUAGUUUUUUACUGACUUGUGACUGUAUGCUGGCACUUUUUUUUUUCAGGAGUGUUAAGGUAUCUUACAGUGGCAUCCUAGAAUUGCAGCUCCUGGGAAAACCAACACUUUUUUUUGGGGGGGGGGG